GCCCGCCCUCCCGUGAGAAGAUGGCGGCGCCCUUGGCGCAGCAGCUGCAGGAGCUGCUCGACCCCCGGCCCAGCCUGCGCGACCCCGAGGACGACGCGGAGGAAGCUACAGUUGCUAAAGUGAUUGACAAAUUUGAGGAUGAAACUGCAGAUGACAUUUUGCCUGUUGGUAACAUACGAAAAAAAGUUUCAGCAUCUCUCUUGGAAGCUGAUAAAAGGUACAGUGGAAAGGCUACGUCUCGCAAAGCUUUGAGGGAAGAACUCUGGGGUGAUGCUCUGUCUGAAGAAGGAUCUGCUGAAGAAGCAUUAGAUGAAUGGUACAGCAGCAGCGAAGAUUCAGAAGAGGAUGACAGCUUAGGCACUAAAACAAAGGAGAAGCCCAGCAGUGCUGGCAGUGACCAGGAGGAUGACUUGGAAGAUGAUGAGGAGACAGAUCUGUCUGUCAAGGCUAAGGCAUCGAAGUUAAGUUUCCAGAAUAUCACAGACUUUGAGAAAUUUACAGAGGGGAUGGAUGAUACAGGAAGCAGUGAAGGGGAAGAUGAUGACGAUUCCAGCAUGGAAGAAGGAAGUGAGGAGGAGGAGUAUGGGAGUGAAAACCACAUUGAUAUAAAGGAAACCAAAGACAGUGAAGAUGAUGGGGGUGUGAUGACAUUCUCAAAAGGACAAGAGGAUGAAGAAGUAGAAAAGGGAAAAGCUGUGAGGAACCAGCUAGCACUGUGGGAUCAAUUAUUGGAAGGGAGAAUCAAGAUGCAGAAGGCACUCAUGACAGUCAACCGGCUUCCACAGCCAGAUACCUACCCAAUCUUCAGAAAGGAAGGUGGACAAGAAUUUGACAAUGCCGUCGAGAACUGUUGUAAAGCCAUAGAGGGGUUGCUGAAAGUAUUAGUGGAACUUCAGGAUGAGCUGCUUUAUCAAUACCCAGGCACGAGGCAUCUGGUAGAUGGAAAGCAGUCAAAACCUGAGAGUGAUGAUGAAAUCCCUAGCAGUAGUGAUGAAGAGCAAGUGGAGAAGACCCAGGAGAAGAGGAGCAGCCUCCCAAAACGAAAGCUAAAGUUCGAGGACUACCCGGAAUUCAUAGCCAAGCGGUAUGCGGACUUAAGGACAUACCGGAACAACGUCUUGCAGAAGUGGGAUGACAAGACAAAGCUGGCAUCUGGAAAAGUGGGAAAGGGUUUCAGUGCCUUUGAGCGUUCAAUCUUGACUCAGAUUGAUCAUAUUAUGAUGGACAAAGAGAGAUUACUACGGCGGACACAGACCAAGCGAUCAGUGUAUACAGUGCUGGGAAAGAAGGAACAGGAAUCUCAUCCGGUCCCUGAACCUGUGCCUGAAAAUUCGGAAGUCCUCCCUCAGUCAGAUUCCAACAAGCACCUGAAGGACAUAGAUGAGGAGAUAUUUGAUGAUGAUGACUUUUAUCACCAGCUCCUUCGAGAACUUAUAGAACGUAAAACCACUUCGUUGGACCCCAAUGACCAGGUAGCAAUGGGCAGGCAAUGGCUGGCCAUCCAGAAGUUACGAAGCAAAAUAAAGAAGAAAGUGGACAGAAAAGCCAGUAAAGGAAGGAGAAUCCGGUAUCAUGUCCAUAGCAAGCUGGUGAGCUUCAUGGCACCUAUUGACCACUGUACAAUGAAUGAUGAUGCCAGGACGGAGCUUUAUCGUUCACUGUUUGGAAAAAUCAUGAGUCCCGAAGAACCCGAGCAGAAUUAGCACCAGGCCUUGGCACCAGGACGGACCACACCGGACGCUGCCCUGUCUCGUGGCAUCUCCUCUGGCCAGCCCUGCCUUCGUGUGGUCACUAAAGCUGCCCGGGAGCACCCAGAGCAAGGUCCCUCCAGCUGCUAAAAACCUCACUGGGGACAUUAAAUGUGGUUCCUGCUAAAUCACAGCGGCUCAGAAGGAAGAGUGGGGGGCAGACAUUUAGCUUGGCUGAACGCCCUCCUCACUAGCUUUAAAACGGACCCUGCUUCCUGCCAAAGACAAUCCAUUUUUAACUAUUCUCUUUAAAUUCCUGACCUUGAUUUUGCAAUCUGCUCAGCAUGGGCACAGUGUUCUACCCGGGGGGAGGGACACGCAAUUCAGACCAGCAGGGACCACCAGCCCCCCCUGCAAUCAGGUCACCCACGUUUGUAUUAAAUCCUUAGAGAUUUUUAUUUGGGGGAUUGGGGAUGGGGGCGGGGAGGGGAGGGGAGUGUUUAAGCAUGCUGUUCUGGUCGUCGGCUGCAUAUCUGGAAUGUGUGACUUUAUUUUUCACCGAGUCAAGAGGAUUUAAAUGUCAUUUACAUAAUUAACAUGGCCUUAAAACAGAGAAAAGGUGCUCUCCCUUGCAGCCAGCCAGAGCUCCCAGUUCACGCUCCCGUUUCUGAAUGAGCGCUCCCUGCACACAGGGACAUUUGCUGACUGGCGAUGAGCACAGCACGGGGGUACGUCUGGGGAUAUUUCUGCAAUUAGAUGAUAUUGGUGAAUUUUUCAGUCCAGCAUUGAUCCUGUACACUUAAUUAUUUCUGCUGAUCAUGACUGAGCCAUCCUGUCUGCACCAUCACCAUGACACGCAGAUGAAGGAUGCGAGCACAAAUGUAAAACUGGCCAGAGGAGAUGGCUCACUUGGGGGUUUUGUGGGGUUUUUGCAUCCAAAGGUCAAAAGGUGGAAGUUAAAUCCCCGUAAGGGGAAUUUGUUAGCCUGCUGUGAUCAAUCUGAAAUGGAGGUUAUCUUGUGUAAGUAAUAUGUGCGUAUAUACGUGUAUACGAUGCCCAUUGCUUGUGACUACGCGCAGGGCGCUGGCUUUGGUUUGUGUUUUGCGCGAUCUAAUUAAAAUGCUUUGUAACCUGA
This is a messenger RNA of Falco peregrinus (peregrine falcon), 2823 nucleotides long. RefSeq names its product apoptosis antagonizing transcription factor (gene AATF). Gene Ontology annotation, biological process: regulation of transcription by RNA polymerase II. Lineage: Eukaryota; Metazoa; Chordata; Aves; Falconiformes; Falconidae. Gene Ontology annotation, cellular component: nucleus; nucleolus. The record is from RefSeq and is a predicted model, not a curated record. The coding region runs from base 21 to 1703 and encodes 560 amino acids. The transcript is spliced from 12 exons.